AUGUCUUCAGGCGAUGAAUUGAAUGAUACAAGAGUACAUUUACUACUCGUAGGAACGAUACUUCCAACAGCUUUGGGUACGACAUUUGUGGCCGGACGUCUCUAUACUCGGGGAGUCAUCACUAGAAACUGGGGAUGGGAUGACUUUUGCAUUGUUAUAGCAUGGAUCCUUACCAUCCUCGUCGCAGUCAACAAUGCACUCUUCUGUAGCUAUGGCGGCGGCCGUCAUGUUGAACUCCAGACCCCGUCAGACAUAGAGCCCUUCUUCAUCCUCGCUUUCGUGUCUCGAAUCCUCUACCAAGUAUCUCUUAUGACGGUAAGAGUUGCCAUCUGUCUGGUCUAUUCACGAAUCUUCCAAGAUCGACUGAGUAGAAUCAUCGUAUACAGUCUAUUGGCUUUCCAAAUUGUAUCAACGAUUCCUCUUACGUUGAUUGUCAUUUUCCAAUGCGAUCCAAUCGUUUCGCAGUGGGACCUCAGCGUGGAACAAGUUCGUUGUAUUGAUCCCUUGCCGGGAAUCAUUGCCUUUACCACUUGUAGUGUCUUCAGCGAUGUGGCGCUUAUUCUUUUUGUUGUGCCAAGAGUUUUACCCCUCAAAAUCAACAAACGUCAAAAGGCAACACUAGUCGCGAUCGUCAGUUUCGGUAUCCUCGUCAUCAUCGCCUCGAUCAUUCGCUUCAUUCGCUCUAAGCCCAUUUUUACCAGUAGAGAUUAUACGUGGGAUCUGUGGGAAAUCACAACGUGGUCGAGUAUUGAACUUAAUACUGCAUUGUUCUGUGUUAGUGCGCCGUGUCUAAGACCGCUGGUGAGGAAAAUGGUGCCCGAUAUUACGUGGUUGAAAAGUGCGGCGACUGCGAGUAGGAGUCAGGCAACGACAGUUGGAAGGAGAAGAAAGAGCUCGGCUGUGGGUUUGCAGGGGAAUAGCGGGAAUGUGAAGAUAGGAGGAGAAGAGAUGCCGCAAAAUGAUUUUAGAAUGGCGUCGAGAUUCACGGUGGGUGGAUCACUGAGUUCUCUCAAUAAUGAUCGACCUGGAAUGGGAAGGAAAGAAAGGAGCAGAGGAAGAGGCAGAGAGGAAUGGGAAAUGAGUGUACUUGGUUCGCGAAAGGGGUCGAGAGCUGUAGUGGACGAGGAAGAUUGGAUUGGUCUUGUUGAUGAUGGGACAGAUGAAGAGGAGAGAAUUAGGGACAGGGUGCGGGAGUUGAGCGGCGUUCCGGUUGUGGGAGUUGGGACGUAG
Botrytis fragariae is the source of this 1230-nucleotide messenger RNA. Its product is annotated as putative integral membrane protein. The transcript has 4 exons. Lineage: Eukaryota; Fungi; Ascomycota; Leotiomycetes; Helotiales; Sclerotiniaceae. The record is from RefSeq and is a predicted model, not a curated record. Bases 1 to 1230 code for a protein of 409 amino acids.